Cicer arietinum (chickpea) is the source of this 950-nucleotide messenger RNA. The record is from RefSeq and is a predicted model, not a curated record. NCBI's taxonomy places the organism in Eukaryota, Viridiplantae, Streptophyta, Magnoliopsida, Fabales, Fabaceae.
AUGUCACUUACCAAAUAUCUCAAUAAGAAUAAGGAACAACAUGGAGUAGAGGAUUCAGGAGAUGAAGAUAUAGAAGAAAAUGAAAUGGAGGAGGGUAUCAACUACGAAAGUGAGGAAAGUGAGGGAACCAAUGGAUUAAUAAAAAAAACGAGGAAAGACUAUACGUCGGAAAAUUCAUUCACGAGAGAAAUCAGUCAUCAAAAUGUUCAAAAUAUAGCUCAACUAAAAUACAGACACCGAAUGGGGAAUAAAGGCUUUGCAGUUAUAAGGGAAAAAAUGUGUCAAAGUAAUGAAGAUAAAGAGCCUCCCACUCAAGCUGAAAUGUUUAUUGCUACUCGACAAAGUAAGAAAGGAAAGGAGUUGGAUCAAGAAACCAAUCUUGCAAUUAUAAAGCUUCAAGACGUGAUUGAAAAAGAUGGACAAUCAUCUUUAGAGGCCUUUCAGAGUGUGUGUGGCAAAGAAAAACCUGGGAGAUUUCGUUGUCACAGAAGAACUUCAACACCAACUCUCUUGAGAAGAAAUGAAGAAAUUGCAAAACUUAAAAGAGAACACGCUCAGGAGAUAAAACACUUUAAUGAUAAGAUACAAGAGAUAGAGGAGAAACAACAUAAGGAAAUGGAAGCGAUGGAAGGAAAAUUUCAGCUUAUUCUUAAGACAAUGUUGAACUCAAACACUGUAGGAUUGAACAUAGAUGCUUUAGCAGCUUUUUUAUCAACUCCAGCUGAUGCUAACAGUACUCUACGUUCUUCUACAUCAACACAUGCUCCUAAUAAUAAUGAAAUGAAUGAUGGUGAUACCAAUGAUGAAUUUCAACAUUUGGAAGCACAAGAUGAAGAAAUAGAUGUUGAUACUUAAGUUUUCUUUGUGUAUUUGUUUUUAUAGAUAAGGAAUUUUAUUUUUGUUAUUUUGAUUGUCUCCUUAUCUCUAGAAUAUAAAUUAGAGAAAUUGAA